AUGAAACCUAGUGAGAAAUUAGAGAUUCGAGGAUACAUAAAAGUGCGGUGUAGUUUAGGAAUUACUGCUGAGAAGAUUCUGAAUGAAGUGCAUAGUCACUUUGGAAUCAAUAGUGUUUCGAAAAGCACUGUGUACAGGUGGUUCAAAGCAUUCACCAAUGGAUUGGAUAAUGUCAAAGACAGGAACCGUUCUGGCAGACCUCAGACAGCAAUCACUUCAAGAAACAUUGCUGCUGUGAAAAAUCUAAUAAUAGAUGAUGCUCGGUACACGGUACGCGAGAUAGCUUAUUAUUUGAACUUAUCAACGGGUACCAUUCAGAGCAUUCUGACGAAGGAAUUGAAUUUAAGAAAAGUUUGUGCAAGAUGGGUACCCCAUCUCCUGACCGAGGACCAGAAAAAGGAAAGAGUGCGUCUUGCGAAAGAAACAUUGAAAAAAUUCAAAAAUCUCAAUUCAAGGAAAAUAAAUGAACUGAUUACGGGAGACGAAACAUGGAUCUACUAUUUUGAGCCCCAGAGACGCAUAAACAACAAGCAAUGGCUCCGCAAGGACCAAGCUAGACCCACCAUUGCUAAAAGGACUAAGAGCGCUAAAAAAGUGAUGUAUGCGGUUUUCUUUAAUUCGCAAGGCCCUGUGGUACAAGUUGCAGUUGCAGGAGGGAAAACUGUCACUGGAAAGUUCUACCGGGAUAAGAUUUUGAAACGUGUCAAUGCGUUUUAUGAAAAUCGUCGUCCAAGAACUGGUUUAAGAGGGUUGUACCUCAUUCAUGAUAACGCUUCAUCUCAUAAAUGUGAUAUAGUACAAAGGUUCAUCGAGGAAGAAAAAAUUGUACAAGUGAAGCACCCCCCUUAUUCUCCCGAUCUAAGUCCGUGCGACUUUUUUCUCUUCCCCGAAGUCAAGAAACGGCUUUCUGGACGGCGUUACGCAUCACACAGCGCGCUGGAAAGUGCCCUCUACCAGUGCCUUUUGGGUAUCCCCAAGGGGAACUACUCUGACGCUUUCCGGAGGUGGAUAGAUCGACUUCAGAAGUGCAUUCGGGUUCAUGGAAACUAUUUUGAGGGAUUAAAAUAG
Molecule: messenger RNA, 1068 nt
Organism: Ruditapes philippinarum (Manila clam)
Lineage: Eukaryota; Metazoa; Mollusca; Bivalvia; Venerida; Veneridae
Product: histone-lysine N-methyltransferase SETMAR-like
Exons: 1
Coding region: 1-1068 (355 amino acids)
Molecular function (GO): nucleic acid binding
Source: RefSeq, a predicted model, not a curated record